UUUUGUGGCCGGUAAAUUCUGUUUCAUUUCCUCUGGAACUAUAAUGGGCAAGAGAAGUAUUCCACGGCGUCAAUCCCCUUGUUGAUUCAGUCUGCUUCCUUCUAUUCUUUAACAGGAAGCUCUUGGACAAUCAGCACAUGUGGACAAACUUCUCUCCUGGUUGUUUUUUGUUCUCCCAGACUGCAGAAUGGACAGAGCUGCAGGUUUCUGAGGAGUGACAUGUGGAAGACAUAAUGAUAGCUUUACAUUUUUUGAUGUUUUUCUGGUUAUGUGACUCUGUUCUUCUUCAAGAGUCCGUGCCGAAGAAAAAUGGAAGCUUCAUCCAGCCAUCCUCAGCAGUUUCCACAGGUAUAUAUAACGGGGCCACUUCUCCCACGAAAGGUCUCCUGUAUGUAAAUACAGAUUUUCUCACUAUCCCUUCCCCUACAGAAGAAAAAUCAGCAGCACUAACAGUGGCAGCAUCUGGUGUUAUCAGCUUCAUUGCCAUUCUGGUGGUGAUUGUAAUUAUCCUGGUUUGUGUGGUCAGCCUAAGAUUCAGGUGUCAUCACUGCAAAAAUGUGGAAGAUAAACCAAAACCUCAACAUCCAAUGGUAUCUUACAGCUGCUCCGAUGCUGAAGCUGCACUUGGCAAGAAAAACGUCAUGCUGGUCUCCAUGAAAGACUUAAACAUAAGCAACAGCCAAGGUGCUGCAAAAUGUAUUACACAUGAAAAUUGAAGAAACAUUUUAAAAAAUGUGUAACUUUAUUUUUAAUCAGUGUGGGGGAAUGCUGUAAGGUAUUUGUUAUUCUGUUUGCGAUAUAAACACAUGAAGCCACUUUGUAAAUCAGACCAAUGAUUAAUCUAACCUAAUAUUGUAUACUCUUUGACUUAUGGUAACUCUCCAACAUACCCGAUCCUUUAAAUGCAAAUACUGGGUAUUUUACCUGGAACUGUUGUCUCCUAAAUGCAAAACAUGCACUGUACUAUUGAGGUAUGCUCCUUCUCAGUUAUGGUUUUCAACUGGCCAAGAAACCUCUAUUUUUUCUUUGAAAAGUACUCGUAUUGAUGAAAACAAUUAACCAGUCACUGCUGCCUUACUCUUAAGUUCAUUUCAUUGCGGUAGUUGUUAAUUUGGCAUAUUUUAAUUUCAAUGGAGCACACAAAAUAUAUUCUCUCAGGAGAAGGAAGGCGGGUGAAGGCAGCCACAUUUUAAUGCACAAGCAACUUCUCAUUUGCUUACCUGUGCUGGAAGCCUUGUCCUUGCAUCCCCAGCUGCAGAAGUGAGCUUGAAGUUCCUGGCAGAUGCUUGUGUUUGAAAUCCUGGGCAGAGUAUCUGAAAGGGGAAUCUGAAAAGAUAAAUACCACCUAUCUGCCCUUUAUUAUUUGUGUUUAUCUUGGCUGUUGAGUUGCCUUUUUAUGCAGAGCUCUCCGUCAUCAAAGUCCCCUCUUGAGUAUUCUUGAAUUGAUGGCAAAGUGAUGUCUUUAAUGUCUGAGAGUAAAGUUCCCUGGCUAGGUUUUUUUAUACUCCUGUCUUCACAUGCAGCUGGAGAAGGGGGAUCUUCGUUAACUUUCUUUCCAAAGGUAACAUUACACCAUAGUUGUGGGCAGGACCAACCCUCUGAGUGAGCAUAACAUCCUGUCUAGCUUCCUUUCCUCCACUGUGCUGGAAGGCUUACCGGUAUAUUAGAUGUAUAAAUAUAUUGUUCCACCAGCAGAGUGCUGUGCUCAACCAGCACACAGAGAUUUGACAACUGUAGCAGGUAUGAGAUAGGUUCACACUGUUUCUAGGAUUAUAAAUUAAUUCAGGUAUUAUACCAAUUACAUUAUUUCCUUCUGAAUUGCUGCCUCUGUUGCAGUUGCAACCCCAUCAACCAAAUCGUAACAGCUAACAUUUUUCACAGCUGUUAUUUGUUAGUGAUUUUUGCAUAAUGUUUUCCUCAGGGUAGCUGUCGAAACACAUAAAAACAAAAACUACACGAACCCUCUCUCAUCUAUAAUACACCAACUUCCCACCACCAUCUACCACUGCAGCAAUGAAACACAAAACAGAGCAUGAGUCUUUUGUGAUUACUAAUGUAUUCCAUCUUUCAACAAGAAAGGCAUGAUCUUAAUAUUAUUUAACAAUAUGUUAAAAAAUCAGCCAAUAGGCUUCAGCGUUAAUACAGUUAUACAGUUUUACUGAUUUGAUAUGCAAGUACUCAUUUGCUAAACUUCCUCUUGCAAGUAUUUUUACACAAGCUGGCUACAAAUUGGGAAUCAAAACACAAAUUGCUUAACUUGUACAUUCUCAACAGUAGAUUGUGAAAAACGAAAGUAAAUGCUUGUCCCAAAAGAGGAAUUUUCUCUAUGACAAAUUCUUUAAAGAAGUCUAUAAG
Messenger RNA from Lacerta agilis (Sand lizard), 2355 nucleotides. RefSeq names its product endothelial cell surface expressed chemotaxis and apoptosis regulator (gene ECSCR). Gene Ontology annotation, biological process: positive regulation of proteasomal protein catabolic process; negative regulation of angiogenesis; positive regulation of endothelial cell apoptotic process. The record is from RefSeq and is a predicted model, not a curated record. Bases 234 to 716 code for a protein of 160 amino acids. Lineage: Eukaryota; Metazoa; Chordata; Lepidosauria; Squamata; Lacertidae. The transcript is spliced from 7 exons. Gene Ontology annotation, cellular component: plasma membrane; cytosol.